AUGGCUGACCGCAAAAGGAGUCAUGUCUGGCUGUAUUUUAGCUGUACAGACAGCAGUGACGCUAUGUGUGAUGUGUGUGGAAAGACAGUGAAAUACAGUGGUAACACUACAAACCUCGCUAAACAUUUGAGGUUAAAUCAUAAGAGUGAAUAUGAUGAUAUAAUGAAGCAGCGGUCUGAGGAGGAGGUCCAGGAUGAUUCUCCAAGAGCAGCAGCACUCACAAGGAGCCUGGGAGAGAUGAUUGUGAGGGACCUCCAGCCUAUGUCUGUAGUAGAAGAUGAGGGAUUCCAGGCAUUUGUAAAAGCUCUUGACCCAAGAUACAAACUCCCUAGCAGAAAGAAAAUGACUGAAACAUAUCUUGUUAAUAUGUUUGAUGAGUGCAAAGACAAAGUAAGAGCAACUUUGCAAAAUGCUCCAAGUGUUGUACUUACCACUGAUAUGUGGACUUCAGUGUCCACAGAGGCGUACUUGACUGUCACAUGUCAUGUAAUUGAGAAUUGGCAAACUAAAGAUUUUGUUUUGGAAAUGGCGAUUUUCCAUGGACAGCAUACUGCUGAUAAUAUCAGCUCAGAACUUAAACGAAUAACAGAUGAAUGGGGCCUAACUGAUAAGGUGAUGGCAGUUGUGACAGACAACGGGGCAAAUAUGGUGGCUGCAGUACACAAGGCUGGGUGGAGGCAUUAUCCUUGUUUUGCCCACACUCUGAAUUUAGUUGUAAAGGACAGUCUAAAAGCUGUCCCUGAAGUGGUGCCGAUCCUGGGAAAAUGCAGCGCAAUUGUGUCAUUUUUUCACCAUAGCACUAAGGCCACAGAGAAGCUUAGGGCUGUUCAACAGCAGAUGCAAAUAGCAGAACAUAAGUUGAUCCAGUCUGUACAAACCCGCUGGAAUUCAGUUUUCUACAUGCUGGACAGGCUGCAUGAACAACAUGAAGCUGUGACCACAGUCCUCUGUCUUCUAGGCAGGAGUGAAUUGUGCAUUAAUGUGGGAGAAUUAUCACUCAUCACUCAAACUGUUGAUGCACUGAGGCCCUUUGAGGAAAUGACAAGGGAGGUAUCAUCAGAAAAAUAUGUUUCAGUCUCCAAAGUGAUUCCACUCGUGUCUCUUCUCCAAAGAGCCUGUAAGCAUCAGGGCAGCUCCGUUGCCACACAGCUGGCACAGCAAUGCCAGCGUAGAUUUGCAGGCAUUGAGACCAAUCACUCUCUAGCUGCUAGUACAUUUCUGGAUGCUAGGUUUAAACACCUUGGAUUUCAGGACAAAAACAAUGCUGAGGGAAUGAAAAACGACUUUCCUCUGAGCUGA
Molecule: messenger RNA, 1299 nt
Organism: Xyrauchen texanus (razorback sucker)
Lineage: Eukaryota; Metazoa; Chordata; Actinopteri; Cypriniformes; Catostomidae
Product: E3 SUMO-protein ligase ZBED1-like
Exons: 2
Coding region: 1-1299 (432 amino acids)
Molecular function (GO): DNA binding
Source: RefSeq, a predicted model, not a curated record